Molecule: messenger RNA, 2386 nt
Organism: Schizosaccharomyces japonicus yFS275
Lineage: Eukaryota; Fungi; Ascomycota; Schizosaccharomycetes; Schizosaccharomycetales; Schizosaccharomycetaceae
Product: ATP-dependent RNA helicase
Exons: 8
Coding region: 115-2076 (653 amino acids)
Cellular component (GO): spliceosomal complex
Molecular function (GO): nucleotide binding; RNA helicase activity; hydrolase activity
Source: RefSeq, a predicted model, not a curated record
ACUAGAAUACUCAUUUGCUUAAAUCUUUAGACGAACCUGUUUCAUGCGGGUCGUGUUUGCAUCUUUUCCACGUUCGACAUCGGUUUUCUCCAAAACUACAUACGUGUCCAUAACAUGAACCAAAAUGAAUCACUCAUAACUAGUAACUCAUUUUCCAAUCUCUCUAUUAAGAGAAUUCGGGAAUUACUUCCUAUAGCACGCUUUCGCCGGGAACUACUGUAUCUCAUUGAAAACCAUCAAGUUACUGUUGUUAUUGGAAGCACAGGAUGUGGAAAAUCUACACAACUCACGCAGUACCUUUAUGAAAGUGGUUGGGCUGAAAGCGGAAAAUGUAUUGCAUGCACUGAGCCAAGAAAAGUCGUGGUAAAAAGUCUUGCUCAACGUGUAGCCGAGGAGAUGGGCUGUACGUUAGGGGAAGAAUGUGGAUACGGAAUGUCUUUUGAGUCAUGUACUUCAAAAACAACAAAGGUGAAAUAUAUAACUGAUGGUUUAUUACUUCAAGAAAUGUUCAUUGAUCCACUACUUACUCAGUACUCCGUGAUCAUGCUCGAUGAAGUUCACGAAAGAACCAUAGCUACAGACCUUCUUUUGUGCCUUUUAAAAAAAAUUCUUAAACAGAGAUCCGACCUACGCAUUAUCGUGGCCAGCGCAACUCUUGAUGCAGAGAAGUUAGAAGAGUAUUUCAAAGUGGAUCAGCUUUCUUGUACUACAUUUCAUUUAGAGAGUCGUCUUUUUCCUGUUGAUGUAUUCUAUUUGUCUACUCCUACGGAAAAUUACCUGGAAAAUGCAAUUGAAGUCUGCUCAAGCAUUAACAAAACGGCCCCUGCUGAUGAUGAUAUACUGGUCUUUUUAAGUGGAAGGGCUGAAAUUGAUGAGUGUGUCAAACGUCUUGAAACCGCUUCCUUGAGAAACAUAGGUUCAGCGCCUCAGAUGGUUGCACUUCCCUUAUACUCUGGCCUCACGCUCGAUGAGCAGAUGCGUGUAUUCCAAAAAGUUGAACAGGGAUCAAGAAAAGUUGUAUUUGCUACGAACAUCGCAGAAGCGAGCAUUUCCGUGGAAGGAAUUACUUACGUGAUUGAUUGUGGUUAUGAAAAAGUGAGAGUUUAUAAUCCAUACAAUCGGUCUACUGCACUUGUGAAGACUAGCAUUAGUCAAGCUAGUGCUGACCAACGUGCUGGUCGUGCUGGUCGGACGAAACCCGGGAAGUGUUUUCGACUAUACACUGAAGCUGCGUUUUCUGCUCUCAAAGCAAAGUCUUCUCCUGAACUCACUCACUCAGACUUAAUACAACCGCUCCUCUUCCUAAAAGCUAUGGGUAUUAAAAACAUUGUCAAUCUUUCAUUUCUUGACAAUCCACCGACUGUCCAGUUUAUGGCUGCCUUAGAGGAACUCUACUUUUUAGGUGCUCUGGAUGAGAUGGGUCAUCUUACUCGCCCACUUGGAUACAGUAUGGCCGAGUUCCCUUUACAUCCAAGAUUGUCGAAGACUCUAUUAACUGCAGCCAAAUUUGGAUGUGUCCAGGAAGUACUGAAUAUUUGUUCCAUUCUUACGAUCACGACGAACUUGUUUAUCAAGCGUUCCUCGGCUGAAUAUUUCAACUCUUUUUACAAAUUCGCAGUCGAAGAAGGAGACUUACUGACACAGCUUAAUGCUUUCCACGCGUACUUGAAGCAAAAAAGGGAAUCACGAUGGUGUUCGAAUCAUUGUCUGAAUGCGCAAUCCCUGUUACAAGCGGAACAAGUGCAGCAACGAUUGCAACAGUAUCUACGAAAAUUUGGAGUCUAUGCAACAUCGCGCAAACCCACUGAUAAAACCAACAUUCUGAAAUGUUUCUUAGCCUCUCAUUAUUCUUACGUCGCGAAGCGCCAAAGAAAUGGUUCUUAUAAAACACCCGAAGGAUUGAAUGUCUACAUCGAUAAAGAUAGCGUACUCCACGAACAAACACCUACAUGGAUUAUGUAUUAUGAAGCGGAGACAAUUGGUGAAAAGACGUAUGCUAAGGUUGUUUCGGUAAUUGAGGGAGCUUGGUUAAGAGACUAUUACGAUGAAAAAAAGAACACAACUGGAGCAGCCUAACAAAAGUGUUUCUCUACAAAUUGUAUCAAAAGCUCAGUCAUGUUUUCAUCUUGGUAUCCUUUGUGGGCAAAUUCAAAUAACCAAUUUGUUCCGCAAAAAAAGGAAUUUUAGUGACUAUUCAACAUACUGCUGAAACUUCCCCAUUGAUUAUCGACUCUGCGAACCUUCCAUUCGUUUAUCUUCUUUUCUUUUUGAACCAUAUGCUUACUGUUCCCCCACAUUAUCCCACCACCCCCAUUUCCCCCAUUUGUCACCACCGAGCUCUGCCGAGUUUAAUACAGCCAUUGGUGACCUCAAGCCGCUCCGGUAA